Molecule: messenger RNA, 1287 nt
Organism: Dothidotthia symphoricarpi CBS 119687
Lineage: Eukaryota; Fungi; Ascomycota; Dothideomycetes; Pleosporales; Dothidotthiaceae
Exons: 2
Coding region: 1-1287 (428 amino acids)
Cellular component (GO): mitochondrion
Molecular function (GO): (3R)-hydroxyacyl-[acyl-carrier-protein] dehydratase activity
Source: RefSeq, a predicted model, not a curated record
AUGUACACUCGAAGAGUAGCAAUUCACCACGCACACUGGGCGCGGACAGGAAUUCGCUGUUAUGCUGUCAACACUAAUGAUGCACAAUGGUUCCCGCAGCUACGCGCUGAGAUGCUGACGCGACAUGUCAGAGUCUCACGCGAAUAUCUCGAUUCCUCGACAGAACACAAAUUGAUAGACACACUCCGGAGCCACUUACCCGCAGAAUGGUGCCCUCGCUUUCACGCAGACGCGCCUCGUAUGCCUAUGGGCCAUCACUUGAUAUACUUCAACCCAUCGUUGUCAGGCGAUCAGCUCCUGCCUGAUGGUACAGAUGCGUUGCACGAUCCAGGCGCGCCAUGGGUGCGGCGCAUGUGGGCGGGCGGCUCUAUGCGAAUUAGGCCAGAAUUGUACCAUCAUAAAACGGACGGCUUCAUCAUGGACACAUUUGGCGUGUGUGCGGAGCGCAUCCAGGAUGUGCAGUUGCGAGGCACAGGCGACUCGGCCAAGGUCUUUGUCACGAUAGAGCGGCGGUUUGCGAGGCAUGACCUACUCAGUGUCAGGUACAGAGAGGCUGCAAGGGAUAUUGCAGAUUCCAGGGCACGCACAUCGCACGAUGCCCUGGCGUAUUUCCGCAGCCAGCAGAACAACGACGACGAGUGGGGCGAUGCGCUCUUCAAGGAAGUGCGCAACCUCGUCUUCUUGAAAAAACGGACGGCAGACGAGCUGGACGCUGCCAAAACUGGCAACAUGCCCCCCAUCAAAUAUCUUCCAGCUCCCUCCAAUCCCGACUUCUCACACGAACUCACGCCCACGCGCUCCAUGCUAUUUCGCUUCUCGGCCCUGACCUGGAAUGACCACCUCAUUCACCUGGAUCCAGAAUAUGCCCGCACUGUCGAGGGCCAUCGUAACAUGCUUGUUCACGGCCCGCUCUGUUUGACGCUCAUGCUCAAAGCUAUCACGCCCUACAUCGACACACACUCCAAAGGAAAGCAGUGCUUCGAGUCGAUCGAAUAUCGGAAUCUUGCUCCGCUUUACUGCGACGAGAAGAUGCGCAUAUGCGGCAUGGUGACCAAGACAUCAGCCACUGGCAACCAAUACGACGUAUGGAUUGAAGGUCCAACCGGCGGCGUGGCCGUCAGCGGCAAAGUACAUACAGUGAUCAAGCCGCCCAGCCCUCGGGAACGCCGCCCUAGGUUGUCCCGAGCCACACGACGUUCUGAAGCAGACAAGAAAGCGAGUAGGCCCCAGCGGACAAACCCCGCCAUUCAAACUGCUUCUGACCGCAGUUCUAGAGUAAUGCUCUGA